Cyanidioschyzon merolae strain 10D is the source of this 426-nucleotide messenger RNA. RefSeq lists its product as hypothetical. Bases 1 to 426 code for a protein of 141 amino acids. The record is from RefSeq and is a predicted model, not a curated record. The transcript has a single exon. NCBI's taxonomy places the organism in Eukaryota, Rhodophyta, Bangiophyceae, Cyanidiales, Cyanidiaceae.
AUGCAUACCUUGCACCUCGCAACGAAACAGCCGUUCGGCGUGCACUGUGUUGCAGUGUCGCCUAGGGGGCGCCGACGGCAGCAGCAGCAGCAGCAGCAGCAAUAUCCCCAAAAACGCACUGCAGGCGUGCCUCUCGCGUUUGGCGGCGGCUGGGAAGUCACCCUGGGAUCGUUGCUUUCUACACUACUCGCCCUGGGGCUGGUGCUCUGGGCAGAACGAAGAUCUUGCUCGGCUUGUCAGGGCACAGGCAUGGCCCCGUGUCCAUCCUGCAGGGGAACGGGCUGGGCGCCCGGCGCUCGUGCACAAGUCUGCGGACGUUGCGACGGCGUCGCACGCGUGCCUUGUCCGCGGUGUGCCGGGCGCCGGCCUCGUCAGCGGCAAUCAAGCCGGCGAUCGACAACAUUCACAACUCGAGGCGACAAGUGA